This is a messenger RNA of Hyla sarda, 2237 nucleotides long. RefSeq names its product hemopexin (gene HPX). The transcript has 10 exons. The record is from RefSeq and is a predicted model, not a curated record. Lineage: Eukaryota; Metazoa; Chordata; Amphibia; Anura; Hylidae. The coding region runs from base 17 to 1357 and encodes 446 amino acids.
ACAAGUGACGGGCAGCAUGAAGGUCUGCAGCAUACCCGGCCUCCUCCUCUGCCUCCUGCCCCUGGUCCUGUCCUCCCCUCUAUUAAAGGGAAGACCCAAGGAUACUGGAAAAAACCCGCACUCUGCCACCGACUACAACCUGCCCGGAUCGUCUGAACGCUGCACAGAUGAAGGAUUUGGCGCCAUCUCCUUAGACGAUAAAGGGGUGAUGCAUUUCUUUAGAGGAGACUCUGAGUGGACGGGAUUCCAGGGACCAUCACGGGCUAUAAAUGAGAGCUGGGCCGGGGUGACCGGACCUAUAGACGCCGCGUUCAGGAACUACAAUGAGGAUAAACCACAGGAACAUCAGAGGACCUACCUCUUCAAGGGUGGCCAGGUCUGGAGUUUCUUUGAAGGCGUUCCGGUGAGUGGUUUCCCGCGUCCCAUCAGCCAAGAGUUUCCUGGGAUCCCAGACGACCUGGACGCGGCUGUGGAGUGUCACCGGGGCGAGUGCAGGACCGACAGCGUCCUUUUCUUUAAAGGUGGCACCGUGUAUAUUUACAGCCCUCAGGAUAAGCCGGCCAUAAAGCAACGUAGCUGGGCCACCCUCGGGAGAUGUACGGCUGCGCUCAGGUGGAUGGAGAAAUAUUACUGCUUCAAUGGCGUCAACUUUACGAGAUUCGAUCCAGUGAGCGGACAGGUUCUGUCUCCACGACCGCUGGACACCAGAGAUUACUUUGUCAGAUGUCCAGGGAGAGGACAUGGUCAUGCUGCCCGGCAGAACGCCACCCUUGUGUCCAUUCAGAACCGCUGCAGCAAUAGAUCCUUCGAGGCGUUCAGCUCUGACGACAAGUCCCGGACCUACGCGUUCCGAGGGGGCUGGUACUUCCGUCUGGACAGCAGUAAAGAUGGAUGGCACGCCUGGCCCCUAAAUCACACCUGGAGUAACCUGCAGGGGACGGUGGAUGCUGCUUUCACCCAUCAGAAUCGGAUGUAUUUCAUUCAGGGGACCCAGGUCACAGUUUACUUGUCAGAACAAAUCUUCAUCCCGGUUGCAGCUUAUCCAAAGGCCAUAGAGGAGGAAUGGGAGGUGCCCGGGGUGACCGCAGUGGAUGCCGCCUUCACCUGCCCGCACUCCAGUGACUUGUAUCUCAUCAGAGGGAACAAGCUGACACUUGUGGAUCUAACCACUCGGAAACGCUCUGGUGAAGACAGGACCAUCAUCCACGAUGAGCUGGACAGCGCCAUGUGUAACACUCACGGCUUGUACCUCUUUCGGGGUCAGUCCUUCUACCACUACAAGGAUGUGACGGAGCUACUCUCCAACGUGAAAGCUCCGCCCACCAAGAACAUUGCAUCCUACUUUCUGGACUGUUAGAUAGAUGGGGCAGCAGCGCCCAGGUGGGUCUCAAAUAUGGAGAUAUUUCCACCAUCUUAGUAGUAGAUUUGAUAUUGAGAUGUGUCCUCCUAUAAUGAUGUAUAUGUUUAGUGUUCUUUAAGGACCUUCAAAGAUCUCCUAGACCUCGUGCAUGGUCAUCACCACUGGUAUAUAGACCCAUAGACCUGAGGACUGGGCCCUCCUGUCGUCUCAUCACGAGUGCCCCUCACUAUACAGGGUCUGCAGAGACCACUGCUCAUCAGGAAAGCUGAAGCCAUACAUUGUUAUAUCCUGCUGGUGGGCAGAGCAGAGAACCCCAAUAUGACAUCUAUAUACCCUCCUAGGCACUCAAAGCCAAAAGAGUCCAGCCAUGUCCACAAGCCUGUGGUAUUUGGGGGACAUGGUCCCAUGCUUGUCCCUUGUCAUAUGAACAGAGUCUAUAGAUGGGUUUGCGACCUGUUUCCCAGUUUUGUAUGUUCGUUGGCUCUUUGGUUCUCUGUUGCCUUUAGGAGGCGUUGAGUCUCUAGAAGCGCCCCAUCUUAUCAUCUCUUGGUAUUGGGUCUCUAUUUUGGCUCUUUUCACACUGUGUUUCACAUUGUCCCUGGAGGUCCUGUGUCAUCCAAUUUAAUAGACGCCCCUUAGUAGCAUGGAGGCCUCCUGUCUGUAAUAGCACAUAUCUGUCGUAAAUUAGCUGAAUAGAGACUAAAAGGAAACAUCAAUGGACUGUUUGUUAAUUAGGGACCUAUGGAAUUGUUGGGUUCUCAGGGGACAAAGGGGAUGUUGGAUUUUAAGUGCCCAAUCCUUUUGUUCUCAGGAAGAAAAGUUAAAAAGUUCCUGGCCAAAACAACGAACAUACAUAUGGGGGGGGGGGGGAACACGC